GUAGAAGUUGCAAGAUGGCGGUUGUUUUAAAUGUCGAAAGCGGACACAAAAUGCCGGAGUAACUCAGCGGGAUAAAAAGUAAAGUAUUCUUUAUUUAGACCGACGGACGGACAGCAGCAGCAUCUCUGCAGAGAAGGAAUUGGGCGACGUUUCAGUUCGAGGCCCUUCUGACUGAAGGGUUUAGGAGCUGUUGCUGAGGACGGAGAAACGGGGACGUGAGCGGCCAUUGAGGGCGGCCAGGGUGCCAGUGAGCCCCCCCCUCCCCUCCCAUGUGCUCGGUGUGCAGGCUGAGCUUCGAGGGGCUGAGCUUCGGUGGAGGACCACAUGACGGGGCACACCAAGGAGAAGCGUUAUGAGUGUGACGUGUGCAACAAGGGCUGGCAGCGCCCGAGCGAGCUGGAGAUCCACCGGCGGGUGCACACGGGAGAACGGCCCUUCAACUGCUCAGAGUGUGACAAGAACUUCACAUGCAACAGCAGCCUGCUGCGGCACAACCACGUGCACUCUGACAAGAGGCCUUUCGGCUGCUCUGACUGUGGCAAGAGCUUCAAGGGGGCGAAUCACCUGAAGAAUCAUCAGCGAGUGCACACAGACGAGAGGCCCUUCACCUGCUUCGACUGCGGCAAGAGCUUCAAGACGAUGAAUGAGCUGAAGAUCCACCAGCGGAUGCACACGGGCGAGAAGCCCUAUGGCUGCUCCACCUGUGGCAAGAGUUUUGCAUGGUUGUCGGGGCUGUGGGAUCACCGGCGGGUGCACAGCGGUGAGCGGCCCUACACCUGCUCCGACUGCGGCAAAGGCUUCAAGUCGUCCACGGAACUGAAGCAGCACAGGCGCGUGCACACCAGGGAGCGGCCCUACACCUGCAGCGACUGCGGCAAGGGCUUCACCCAGUCUCACAGCCUGCUGGAGCACCAGCGCACCCACACCGGUGAGCGCCCCUACACCUGCGCCCAAUGCGGCAAGGGCUUCACCCGCUCCAGCAGCCUGCUGGUGCACCAGCGCACCCACACCGGGGAGCGGCCCUACACCUGUAGCGACUGCGGCAAGGGCUUCACCCAGUCCAGCCACCUGCUGCAGCACCAGCGCACCCACACCAGCGAGCGCCCCUACACCUGUGCCCAGUGCGGCAAGGGCUUCACCCUCUCCACCUACCUGCUGUCCCACCAGCGCACCCACACCGACGAGCGCCCCUACACCUGUGCCCAAUGCGGCAAGGGCUUCACCAGCUCCACCUAUCUGCUGUCUCACCAGCGCACCCACACCGGCGAGCGCCCCUACACCUGCACCCAGUGCGGCAAGGGCUUUGCCCGCUCCAGCAACCUGCUGGUGCACCAGCGCACCCACACUGGCCAACGCCCCUACACCUGCGCCCAGUGCGGCAAGGGCUUCACCCAGUCCAGCCACCUGCUGGAGCACCAGCGCACCCACACAGGCGAGCGCCCCUACACCUGUACCCAGUGCGGCAAGGGCUUCACCAGCUCCACCUAUCUGUUGUACCACAAGCGCACUCACACUGGUGAACGCCCCUACACCUGCGCCCAGUGCGGCAAGGGCUUCGCUCGCUCCAGCAACCUACUGGUGCACCAGCGUACCCACACUGGCGAGCGUCCCUACACCUGCACUCAGUGCGGCAAGGGCUUCACCAGCUCCACCUAUCUGCUGUACCACCAGCGCACCCACACCGGUGAGCGCCCCUACACCUGCAUCCAGUGCGGCAAGGGCUUCAUCCACACCUCCAGGCUGCUGUCCCACCAGCGGGUGCAUGCCGGCGACCGUCCCUUCCCCAGCCCAGUUUGUGGAUAGAGCUUUGCCAUAGCCUCCCACACCCUGCCUUCCCAGUGCGUGCACACCAGUGGCCAUUCCUACAACUGACUGUACUGCAGUGAGGAGUUUGACAGAUCGCGGGGGUUGUGGCAGCACCGGCGGGCCCACGCCGUCACUGCGGCAAGCAUUUCAAGAACGUUUCAAGAAUGCACCAACGAAUACUGUCGUGGUUUAGGGACUUAAAGUUGGAUAAGAUGACACAGACACGGAGAAUUCUUCAAAAAGAUGAAAGCCUUUAUUUGCAAACAAAACAGCUGGAACAUUCAGAGAUUACAGAUCACCUAUCUGUUCUCUAACUUCUCUCCGAUUCACAGAAACGAGUAGCUUUUAUUUCAGUUCUUUAGCCCUAUCUGCUUCUUUAUCUUGCGUGCUGUACUCCUUUCACAUCAAUCUAUCAUCAGUUCUAAUAUUUUCUGCCUUGCCACCAGUAAAUCCCGACCUUGGUUGAAUCUUAUUGAACUUACAUUUCCCGUUCAUAUCUUUUCCUCUUUCGCCACCCUUAAAUUCCAACUGUUACUCUAAUCUCCCAGCUGCAUCUACUUUGCCACCCUUAUGUUUUAGCUACAGCCAAGGUUACACACACCAUAUUAUAAUGUUACAUAUUAGUUUAAGUUUAGUACAAAGAUACAAAUGUAUUUAUUAAGAAUACAGAUACAUCACACAAAAGUAAAAUUAAGCUUAAGUAAAAGUAAAUAACUUGUUUAGCGCCUUGAUUACUAGAUAAAUGUUAAGUGCUGCAAAACUAACAAACACGUGAAUCUGAGUACAAUAUAGCUGACAUGAUAUGCUGACUAUGAUAAAUGUCUUAAUUAAGUCUUCUAUAACUUCCAUAUAACUCCUCCAUUUGAGACUCUGAGUCUCAUCAGACAAAGAAAACCACACAAAACCCAAGUCUAAUCACCCAUAGAGCCCUAAAAUGUAGACUCUUUUAAUUAAGUUUGCUUAAUGCUGUGUAGUAUUCUUUCUCUGGCUCCCUGAGAAACUGGCCAAAAACCCACCCCCAUUACGUGAGGCAGGAAAAAAGACCCAGCUUCCCUCACAGAAUUCAUUUAGCAUUUUCCAAACACUUCUUCACCAUCGUAGUAGUAUUCUAUCACCGAUGUCCACUUUCCUUUAGGGCCGGAUUCGUCUGCACCCGUUAUCAUUGGCAGUUGCUUCACAGCAGCUUUCACCAGGAGGGACUUAAUACAGGGGAAAACACAGCACAACAUUAUUGCCACUGCAAGUAGUACGACCCCAAUGGUCAGACCAAUUUUAAUCAGCCAUGCUCCCCAACCCCCCAACAUGCUCUCCAGCCACCCAAACAAUUGAUGUCCAAACCCUGCGUUUCAUUUAACCUCACUCCUUAGGUUUUUUAACUUAUCCAUGGCUUUAGUGAAGAAUCCCUCCGGGCUGGUGUUGUUAGGGAUAAAGGUACAACAGUGCUCCCCAAAGAGGACACAAACACCCCCUUUCUCAGCCAGCAUCCAAUCCAGAGCCUGCCUAUUCUGCCAUGCCAUCUUACUAAUGUAAUCAAGUUGGUCCCCCAAGGUCGACAGUGCGUAAUUAAUAAACCUCUGUUGAUUAUAAUAGAUGUAGUUAAUCCAUUUCGUGUUUUUAGGCGUAAUCCAGAAAAGUAUUGACUCCAGUCCUGCAGCAAUUUCAUUCAUGGCUUUAAAUUCAUUAGGGAUUCCUCUUGGUUGUCCUAUUGCAUCCAGAUACACUCCGUCAGGUAACAAAUCAAAUGCUCUCUUCCUACGGGUCUGUGCGAACAUCUCUGCUGGACUUAUCACAAGGACAGGUUGUGCCAACAUCACCCUGGCACACAAUCCAGUCCAAUAGAGCGGCAGUAGGUUUCUAGGCUUACCUCCGCACAUCCAAAACCCAUCAGCUACAGCCACAUCUGCUGUCAAAAUAGCCAUGCACUGUGGUAGUAUAACAGCAACAUCUGCUCUCGGCACGGCUUUAGCCAAUUUGUAUGGGUUCUGGUGAUUACAUACCCACACCCUGUUACAGUGGCCUGGAAAAGUUCCUACCGGGUGUGUGCCAUUCGCUGCAAGGUAGCAUUCAUACUGUGUUGUAGAUGUAACCCCAACCUCUGGUGGUGGCUCUGGGUAUGGUUUACCUCCGUGAAGUUCCGUAGAGAACAGUGUUCUUUCGCAAGUGUCACUUGUGACGAUCCUGCUGCAUUUAAACACUCUAUUGGGCAAUUAGACAUGUCGUUCCAGCGUGUCACACUUCUUAGGAAAUCCGCACAAUAUGUACAGUUGUGAGGUUCUGGUGUAGCCAAUAUUCUCCAAUUCGCUUUGGCACAUAUUAUACAUUGUGGCAACUGCAAAGUUUGUGCUGUAUAUUGCGCCUACUUGUACCACUCAUUUGUGGAAGCGCUACGCCAGGCGGCUGAGCUAUUUUGGACCCUUGCCUCCCUUCGGUUAAGUACCAGCUUUCCCAACUCGUGUGAAGUAGUGGUGUUAUCCUUCCAAGCCCAGGUUGGCAAGGUUGAUGGUUGUGAAGCCCGAGUAGGGAUUACCCAUGGCAGGUCCCCCUGACCCUCCUUCGCCCAUGUUGCUAGUAGAAGGAUGAUGCCUAUCAGGAGAAGGGCACUCACCCACACCCAGAUCCUCACCAGUGUCGGAACUCCCACUUUCUCCGAGUGCAUCAUUUAUUACCUGGUCAAUGCUCUGUUCUUCCCGUGUCCUCUUCUUCUUGUUCACUUACCUCGGGGUUACCCCUGGGCUGAGGUGGUGGAAUAGGCCUUGUGCAGUAAUUAAGGUGGUACCAUAUGGAUCGGCCCUCUACCUGAACUGCUGUAGGUGAGGCCUAAGUUACUGUGAUUGGUCCUUACCUUCUUGGUUCAUUCCAUUUUCUUCAAAAGGCUCGCACAUAAACCUGGUCUCCGGGCUUAAUCGGUCCUUCCUCUUGGUCAGCCUCUGGCUCCUUUUGCUUUUCCUGUGCAUAAAUAGACUUAUGUAUCAUGGUUAACUGUUGCAUAUAUUGGUUAAGUUCUACUUCUAACUGCUCCAAACUCGGGCCCUCAUACACAUCCCUUCAUCUGGUCACCGGCAUGGGUCUGCCGGUGAGCAUUUCAUGUGGUGUGAGGUGAGUUGUUCGAUUGGUUUGCAUACGGCAACUCAUUAGCGCCGGUGGCAAGGCAUCAAUCCAAUUUAACUUUGUAGUUGAACAAAUUUUGUUUAUUUUCGCUUUCAACGUCCCAUUCACCCUUUCCACCAUGCCUUGUGAUUGCGGGUGGUGUACACAGCCAAAUCUUUGCUUCACCCUCAGGGUCUGCAGCACCAGCUUAACUGUCUUUUUAACAAAAGCUGAUCCAUUGUCAGAGCUAAUUAUUGCUGGUAUGCCAAACCGUGGAAUCACCUCAUUUGUCAAAAAUUUCACGACUGUACCUGCCCCUAGGUCUUUGGAAGGUACAGCCUCCACCUGAAAAAGCUACUUUUCUUAACUACUAAACCAGGUUCGCUUCUUAAUAAACAGACACCACACAACUUGUUUGGUAGACCAGUUCAAAACUUUACUUAACAUCGGCCGAUGGAAGGGAGCGAGAAUUCCAGCUAAGUGACCAAUGUAGACACUUAACUGUGCUCAGCCACCUUCCCUGAACAACAGAAUUACAUUGCCUUAAAUAGUUUUUUUUUGUCCCCUUAGCACAUUCCACAAACAUUAGUCAUGGUCAGAGGUACAGGAAAAGGUUUCCACAGAAUGCAUCACAUCAAAGGCCUUUUGUUUACAUGGUACAAGAUAUACUAAAAACAUUGGCCAUAUGCUUUAGGUCAUUUUAUCUCCAAAGAGAUCACCCUAGCUCUUUUCGCUGCUUCCUCUCUGUCACUUGGUCCCUCAUAAACAUUGGUCAUUUGGUUUAUGGCAUCUUACUUCAAAGAUGUGACUAGCUAUGUCUCUCUUCCUCUCUGUCACUUCCUCACUUGGGAGACAAUGUUAUGGUAUUUAUUAUCCCACACACUGCAACCUGAGGCAAGCCUAAUUUGACACUAAAUAUAAGCUGUAAGCUAGCCCAGAAACCUAUUUUAAUAUCUUCUUAUUUUUUUAACUAA
Messenger RNA from Leucoraja erinaceus (little skate), 5867 nucleotides. RefSeq names its product zinc finger protein 420-like. NCBI's taxonomy places the organism in Eukaryota, Metazoa, Chordata, Chondrichthyes, Rajiformes, Rajidae. Gene Ontology annotation, molecular function: DNA-binding transcription factor activity, RNA polymerase II-specific; RNA polymerase II cis-regulatory region sequence-specific DNA binding. Gene Ontology annotation, biological process: regulation of transcription by RNA polymerase II. Bases 325 to 1803 code for a protein of 492 amino acids. Gene Ontology annotation, cellular component: nucleus. The record is from RefSeq and is a predicted model, not a curated record. The transcript is spliced from 2 exons.